AUCGUUUUCGAAUCACCCGUCGGAAUAGUAACAGCAAGAUAUUUAUCUCAUCUGCUUUCAGAGCUCAUAAUUGACUUUCAUGAGACUUCAUUGACCCUUCUCUGUCAAUUAGUAUUCUAAUGAUUCUAAUGCACUUCAAGCACAUCAGCAUUGACCCACCCCCGUUCCAGCCUCCAUUGGAGCCUCGAUAAGAGCAGAGAUAUAACUCAGAGCGCGGCGUUCUUGGCUGAAUGUGGUUGUCCAUUGAAUUGUGGCCGCGAGUGUGGUUCUUCAGUCGCGCUAUUCUUUGUUGGCCGCGUGCAUGUGUGAAUAAGCAUAAUGUAGUAUAAAAUUAAUUCUCAAUCACCACACAUGGAUGGCAAGUGAGUGAGUGGUGGUGAGUUGAGGAAAAACACUUGGCAUUGUGUUUGUCACCAUUAUUCCUCGGAGUAGUGUCGGGCAAGUAGCCAGUUGAACUCGAGAAGUAGCGACAGUGUUGACUUUGGAUACUUCAUUCUCAUUUUCAAUCCCAUUUCCCCAGUGUUAGUUGUGUUUUGGCAGCAGUUGGACACGGAAGGCUGCCUCGCUUGUAUUUUAUUCCUUUCUCAAACGCUCCUCUUCUGUCUGAUUUCGGGCUUUGUCCGUCUCUGAGUUUCGCUGUACUGACUGAGUGCCCCUUAUCGCUGUGUCUUAUCGGGUAUCGAGAGCCUGUGUCUCAAAAGCUGAACUGCGGGGGAAUUUUGAAGACAGGGAAUUUCACUUCAUUAGACACUUGUGAGCUCAGUGGAGUGGACGCUUAUUAGAGUGGUGGCGUGGAAGCCCUGCUGCUCAGAAGAGAACUCAGAUAUAGUCAAUUGAGGAAGAACAGUGUCCGGGAGUGAAGCAGGAUGGCCGAAGACGACGUGAUUUCGAAUAAUCUACUCCCUGAUUCCGACAGGAAAAGCGGCGCCGUGAAGCUGCAGAUUGUCCCGAGUCAGCCAAAGACUCUGUCUCAUCUGCCGCAUCGGCCAGCCGUGGAUUUGGCCUUCGAGAACCUCACCUAUCGUGUUAAGGAGGGCAGAAAGAGCAAUGCCAAAGUCAUCCUCAAGGAGGUCAGCGGAAGGCUGCGCUCGAAGGAGCUCACAGCCAUCAUGGGUCCGUCCGGUGCUGGCAAAAGCACGCUGCUCAACAUUCUCUCCGGCUACAAAACCACAAAUAUCGAGGGAUUAAUCACGAUGAAUGGGAAGGAGCGCAACCUGAGCCUGUUCAGGAAGUUCUCAGCCUACAUCAUGCAGGAUAAUCAGCUUCAUGCCAACCUGACGGUGGAAGAGGCCAUGACAGUGGCCGCGAACUUGAAACUCAGUUCCAAGAAGUCCAAAACGGAGAAGAGCCUUGUGAUACGCGAAAUUCUGGACACUUUGGGUCUGCAAGAUCAUCGCAGCACGUUGACGAGGAAUUUGUCUGGUGGGCAGAAGAAGCGCCUGUCGAUCGCCCUGGAGUUGGUCAACAAUCCGCCCGUGAUGUUCUUCGACGAGCCCACCAGCGGUCUGGACAGCUCCACGUGCUUCCAAUGCAUAAAUCUGCUGAAGAUGCUGGCCCGAGGCGGUCGAACGAUCAUUUGCACGAUCCACCAGCCCUCGGCCAGGCUCUUCGAGAUGUUCGAUCAGCUGUACACGCUGGCUGAUGGACAGUGCGUCUAUCAGGGCAGCACGAAGCAACUGGUGCCGUUCCUGAGCACACUCGGUCUCGAGUGCCCGAGCUACCACAAUCCGGCCAGCUACGUGAUUGAGGUGUCGUGCGGAGAGCACGGAGAUCACACCAGGAAAUUGGUGAAUGGCAUCAUGAAUGGGAAGAGGGACAUCCGGACGGAGCUGGAUUUCAUGGAUAAGAAGAAUGACGCCUCGAGUGCACUUGCAAAGGUGCACAAUAAGGUGAUGGACAAGAAUGACUUGCAGAAUGUCGGUGAGAAAUUCGCAGAGAAUCUCAAUGCGAAUGGCAAUGGCGUGAUAAAGGCAACGAUCAACAAUGACAUCGCCAAAGAAAACACCACCGUAUCCAUUCCCAUUGAUAUGGACAAGGAAUUGGAUGUGAACUCGGCUCUGCUGCCCGAUGAGAUGCUGGAAGGCACGGAGAAGCCCGCCAGGUACGCCACGACCAUGUUCCACCAGUUCUGGGUGGUGCUGAAGCGAACGCUGCUCUUCAGUCGGCGCGAUUGGACACUGAUGUAUCUGCGAUUGUUCGCCCACGUGAUGGUGGGCUUCCUGAUCGGUGCUCUCUAUUACGAUAUUGGCAAUGACGGCGCCAAGGUGCUCAGCAACCUGGGUUUCCUCUUCUUCAACAUGCUCUUCCUCAUGUACACCUCAAUGACCAUCACCAUUCUAUCAUUCCCACUGGAGAUGCCUGUGCUGCUCAAGGAGAACUUCAAUCGCUGGUACUCGCUGCGAUCAUACUACAUGGCCAUCACCAUCUCAGACAUACCAUUCCAGGCUAUUUUCUGCGUAAUUUAUGUCGCCAUCGUGUACUACUUCACCUCGCAGCCGUUCGAGAUGUUCAGAUUCUCCAUGUUCCUCACCUCGUGCCUCCUAAUCUCCUUCGUGGCGCAGAGCGUGGGUCUCGUGGUGGGAGCAGCGAUGAAUGUCCAGAAUGGCGUGUUCCUGGCUCCGGUGAUGUCCGUGCCGUUCCUCCUCUUCUCCGGCUUCUUCGUCAGCUUCGACGCUAUUCCGGUGUACCUGCGCUGGAUCACGUAUCUGUCCUACAUCCGCUACGGCUUCGAGGGCACCGCGCUGGCCACGUACGGAUACGAUCGCGAGAAGCUCAAGUGCCACCAGACGUACUGCCACUUCAAGUCGCCCACGACGACCCUCGAGGAGCUGGACAUGCUGAAUGCCAACUUCACGCUGGACAUUGUGGCGCUGGUGGUGAUCUUCGUCGUACUCAGGGUGGCUGCCUUCCUCUUCCUGCGAUGGAAGCUGCGAACGGCACGAUAAAUGCUCAAUUCUCUCUUGCAAAAGUGGCAAUUCAAUUCGAGCUGUGCGCCCGAAGCAAAUCAGGUUCACGUUAAAUCACCUUUAACUACUCUUUUUACCACAGAAGACGCAAUUGUUAGAAUUUUAAGUACUUAUUUAAGGAGCAAAGACACAUUUACACUCUUUUGCAAUGGAUGUUUCCACGAGCGACGAGCGAGUGUUUGGAAUUUUUCGAUGACACAGGACAAUGCUAGUGGUACAAAGUAGAGAAUUUUAAAGUUAAUAAAUGAAAUCAAAUCGAUAAAAUUGAA
Phlebotomus argentipes is the source of this 3235-nucleotide messenger RNA. Its product is annotated as ATP-binding cassette sub-family G member 1. The record is from RefSeq and is a predicted model, not a curated record. Gene Ontology annotation, cellular component: plasma membrane. Lineage: Eukaryota; Metazoa; Arthropoda; Insecta; Diptera; Psychodidae. Bases 867 to 2945 code for a protein of 692 amino acids. Gene Ontology annotation, molecular function: ABC-type transporter activity; ATP hydrolysis activity; ATP binding. The transcript is spliced from 6 exons.